This is a messenger RNA of Diuraphis noxia (Russian wheat aphid), 1919 nucleotides long. RefSeq names its product ATP-binding cassette sub-family C member 1-like. Gene Ontology annotation, molecular function: ABC-type transporter activity; ATP binding; ATP hydrolysis activity. NCBI's taxonomy places the organism in Eukaryota, Metazoa, Arthropoda, Insecta, Hemiptera, Aphididae. Gene Ontology annotation, biological process: transmembrane transport. Gene Ontology annotation, cellular component: membrane. The record is from RefSeq and is a predicted model, not a curated record.
UAAUUUCAAUUGCAAUGGAUUUGACUUGGCUUUUUCAUUUUUAUUCUUUCUUUUGCUUUUAUUAAUAUAUUUUACCAACAAUUUUGCAGUUUUAACAGUAGUACUUGGCACCACCACAUUAUAUGUCGGUUGUCUAAUAGCUUCUCGAGUUUUGCAUGACAGCAUGCUUAUGAAUAUAAUGCACGCCAAAAUGAGCUUCUUUAAUGUUACCCCUUGUGGGCGAAUAUUAAAUAGAGUUGCUAAAGAUGUUGACAUUAUUGACAUAACAUUGCCUCCAAUAUUGCUGUCAUGGAAUAGAUGUCUAAUUAUGGUUGUUGGUACUUUGGUUGUMAUCAGUUACAGUACACCCGURUUCAUAGCUGUGAUAAUUCCUAUUGGUAUUAUUUAUUACUUCAUACAGAGAUUUUACGUUGCAACAUCACGUCAGCUAAAAAGACUUGAAUCUGUAUCUCGUUCUCCAAUUUAUUCACAUUUUAGUGAAACAGUUACAGGAGCGUCAUCCAUUCGUGCUUAUGGUGCGGAAUCCAAAUUUAUUCUUCAAUCUGAACAAAAAGUAGAUUUUAAUCAAACUUGUUACUAUCCGAGUACAGUGGCUAAUAGAUGGUUAGCUGUAAGGUUAGAAACAAUUGGUAAUUUUAUUAUUUUCUUCUCGUCGGUAUUCUCAGUAUUGGGAAGAGACACAUUGAGUCCAGGUAUUGUUGGUUUGUCCGUCAGUUAUGCUCUACAGAUCACACAAACACUCAAUUGGUUGGUUAGAAUGACUUCUGAAGUUGAAACUAAUAUUGUAGCYGUUGAACGUAUUAAAGAAUAUGGAGAAACACCUCAAGAAGCACCGUGGGACGUACCAUCCAAUUUACCACCCAAAGAAUGGCCAACCAGUGGAAAAGUUCAAUUUAAAAAUCUUAAAGUUCGUUAUCGUGAAGGAUUAGACUUGGCAUUGAAAGGCUUAGAUAUUUUAGUAGAAGGAGGCCAAAAGGUGGGUAUUGUUGGACGUACAGGAGCUGGUAAAUCUUCUUUGACUCUCAGUUUGUUCCGUAUUGUUGAAGCUGCUGAAGGAUCAAUUCUUGUUGAUGGUGUUGAUAUAUCUAACAUUGGUUUGCAUACAUUACGUAGCCGUCUCACAAUUAUUCCACAGGAUCCAGUAUUAUUUUCUGGUACAUUAAGGAUGAAUUUAGAUCCAACUAAUAGUAAUACAGAUGAGCAGCUUUGGAAUGCCUUAGAACUAGCCCAUUUAAAAACACAUGUCAAAGGGCUAGUAGGUGGUUUGGAUUAUGAAGUGUCUGAAGGAGGAGACAAUCUUAGUGUAGGCCAAAGGCAAUUAGUAUGUUUGGCUAGAGCAUUGUUAAGAAAGACAAAGUUAUUAGUGUUGGAUGAAGCAACAGCAGCAAUAGAUUUGGAAACAGAUGAUCUAAUACAAACAACCAUACGAUCAGAAUUCAAAGACUGCACAGUAUUGACAAUUGCUCAUCGCCUAAACACAAUCAUGGAUUCUGACAAGGUAAUAGUUUUAGAUAACGGUUUCAUGGUUGAAUACGACUCACCGGCUAAUUUACUGCAAGAAAAAUCAUCAGUUUUUUACUUGAUGGCAAAGGAUGCAGGUCUAGUUCAAUGAAGGUGUUCAAUUCAAUCUCACGUGCCGUGUCAACCUGAAUAAAUUUGUUCAUUUUGCGGUUAAAUAAUCAUAAUUUUGUUUUUAUUAUUUUUUGUCACAGAUUGAUAAUCAAACUAUUACAUAGUAUACUUAUAACAGUAAGAUGAUGUUUUAUUAAUGAAUUUUUUUAUUUUAAAUUUUGUUUUUAAUAUUAAGCCGUCCUUGUUAUAUCAAAUACUUGCCAUUUGAUUAGGGUUUUUCAAUGUUAAUUUUUAUAUUUAUGUAAACAAGUGGCAUACAUAUGUUACUGUUAUAAAUUAUUCAGUGU